Molecule: messenger RNA, 5770 nt
Organism: Scylla paramamosain (green mud crab)
Lineage: Eukaryota; Metazoa; Arthropoda; Malacostraca; Decapoda; Portunidae
Product: microtubule-associated proteins 1A/1B light chain 3C-like
Exons: 5
Coding region: 1007-1492 (161 amino acids)
Biological process (GO): autophagosome assembly; macroautophagy; autophagosome maturation
Cellular component (GO): autophagosome membrane; autophagosome; cytosol
Molecular function (GO): ubiquitin protein ligase binding
Source: RefSeq, a predicted model, not a curated record
CCCGACACACACACACACAUACACACUCACAAACACGCGCGCAGGCUGUUGGGGACUGCACGCGUUAGCACUCGGGUCUCUCUCUCUCGCUGACACACACUCACUCGUCUCUCACUCGCUCACUCACAAAAGCCGUGGUGAGGUGACAAGUUGAGUGUUAGGAGGCUUCGGUUAAGAAAAGAACUGGUUAUAGAAGUGACCGUGGGUGUCUGUGCGUUCGUGUGUGCGCUGUACCUUGACGGCAGGAAAGUGGAAUUGAUAAAAACUGUGGACAAAUCGCACAUUAGUAAACGUAUAGACAGAAACAAGGGAAAAGAAGACAAACAGCAAGGCGAGGAGUGAGUGGCUGGGCUAUCCAGUGGAAUUGACAGCAGUGAACAGCAGACGGGAGGAAAAGGCCAGAAACAGGAGACAAACAGCACGACACGAAUGAAAACGUGGAUUUUUGGACAGAAAACAGAAAAAAUAAAGCGGAAAAGGAGAAAAGGAAAUCUGGACAGUACACAACAGUAGAUAAAUCAGACAGACAGCGAUAACAGAAUAACAAGACCUACCAACAAAACGGGAAACAGAAACAGAAGGAAAAUAAAUCAAAGCAGAUCAGGAAGAAAAACAAAACCAAACCGCCUUUCCUAGGAGCGCACAGCAACAGGAGACAGCAGACACAGCAUUUCACAGCACCCAAAGUUAGGCGGGGCACACACGGAGGAGGAAGACGAGGUGAACGGACUCAACGAGGAAGACGCUAAGAUAAAAACAGGGGAAGAAAACGAAGGAGGAGGAGGAAGAGGAGGAAGAAGAAGAGAACACACACACACACACACACACACACAGUAACUGACAUACAAAAACACACACUCACUCGUACAUAAACACACAAACACACAAAUUCACGCGAUCCUUAAGGCGGCAAGAGUGAAAACACGUGACGAGAGAGAGAAAACUGCCUCUCUCUCCCUCUCUCUCUCUCCCUCUCUCUCUCUCCCUCUCUCUCUCUCUCUAUACCAUGCGGCCAAAACCAAGAGCUCUUCGCUGCAACUGUGUCUUCUGUGCCAAAGUCCCAGACAGUCUUAACACAAGGAUGGAGUGUGAGACGAAUUAUGACAGCCAACAGGAACAUCAAGCCUUGUACCUUCCCCCCAAGACAUUCAAACAGACCAGAAACUACGCCUCCAGACAACAGGAAGUGGCGAAUAUAAGAAAUAAAUUUCCAAAUAAGAUUCCGGUGGUGGUGGAGCGGUACGCCAAAGAGACCACACUUCCGGUGCUGGACAAGACCAAGUUUCUGGUGCCGCAGGAGCUGACCAUGUCCCAGUUUGUUACCAUACUCAGGAACAGAAUGCAGCUCCAGUCUACAAUGAGUUUCUACCUCCUGGUCAACAAUCGCUCCCUCGUGUCUCUGUCUCGCCCCCUGUCAGAGGUGUACAGGGAGUGCAGGGAUGACGAUGGCUUCCUCUACGUCACCUACGCCAGCCAGGAGGUGUUUGGAUGAGAUGAGGUCACGUCGAGGUGCUCAAGCUUACUGCUGUGAUAGACGGCCCAGGGGUCACCGAGGGGGCGCCCGUGGUCAAGGUCACUCAUGGGAGGUCAAGCCAGGUCACAGGGUCACCAGCCACCCUAGCUGACCUUCAUUCUACGGCUGCUACUUCUACUACAACUACUACUACUACUACUACUACUACAAGGGUCUCUUCUGUAUUGAAAGUCUUCCACUACUACUACUACUACUACUACUACUACUACUGGAGUGACUAUUACUAUCAUAGCGUUCGUUGCGCUGAUAAUUUUCUUUUUUUUUUCUUUUUUUUUUCUUUUUUUUUUAAGUUGGUAUCAUCAUCAUCAUUGUCAUUGUUGUCAUUCUCCUCAUUAUUGUCAUUGUUAUUAUCAUUAUCACUGUCACCACUGUCAUGGAUUUUAUAAGUGUAUUUUUUAUGGUUUAAGUUUAAGAGAAUCUGCAUUAUCAUCUUCAUUAUCAAUCUUAUCACUAUUAUUAUUAUUAUUAUUAUUAUUAUUAUUAUUAUUAUUAUUAUUAUUAUUAUUAUUAUUAUUAUUAUUAUUAUUAUUAUUAUUGCUACACUGGAGUCUUACUAUGAUCAUUUUCAUUAUUUCAUUCGUAACAUCAUCAUCAUCAGCAUCACCAUCAUCAUCAUCAUCAUCAUCAUCAUCAUCAUCAUCAUUGUUUUCAUUAUUAUCUUUAUUUUUUAAUCAAAUUGUGAAUGCAUAAAUGUUAAACUCUCUCUCUCUCUCUCUCUCUCUCUCUCUCUCUCUCUCUCUCUCUCUCUCUCUCUCUCUCUCUCUCUCUCUCUCUCUCUCUCUCUCUCUCUCUCUCUCUCUCUCUCUCUCUCUCUCUCAUGCAGCUUUUCACACAAUUUCAAAAUAUAAACAAGACCAGUGCCUCUAUUGUAGUUCUCUUAUUUUGUCAUUCACUCCUGUUCCACUAUUAUUAUUAUUAUUAUUAUUAUUAUUAUUAUUAUUAUUAUUAUUAUUAUUAUUAUUAUUAUUAUUAUCAUCAUCAUCAUCAUCAGACUUAUAGAGAGUAUUUUUUGUUCCUAUGCAGUUUGUCAUCAUCAUUGAGUGUAUUAUUAAGGUUAUCAUUACUCUAAGUUGUGAUUUAAUACAAGUUCCGACAGCCUUUUAUAAUCAUCCUGGUAAAUCUAUAUGAGCCCUUCUCAGUACCACGGCUUCUAUACAACCGUACGAUAAUAUUUUUUGGAGGGGUUUUCCUUGAGCCUUAAUUGGUGUUGUGUGGAAUGGAGCGGGUUAAACAGUUAUCUCUGCCUUUAUUGUGUUUGAUUGAUGGGUUAAAAAUUAUCUCUGGUUUUAUUAUGUUUGUUUGAUGAGUUAAAAAAUUAUCUCUGGUUUCAUCGUAUCUUAAUAGGUAAAAAAAAAAAAAAAAUCUGGUUUUAUUAUGGGUUUAAAAUUUAUCCCAUCUUAAAUUUAAACUACGUAUUAUAUUAAACUAUAAUUUUAUAUUUUUGGAGGGGUUUUCCUUGAGCCUUAAUUGGUGUUGUGUGGAAUGGAGCGGGUUAAACAGUUAUCUCUGCCUUUAUUGUGUUUGAUUGAUGGGUUAAAAAUUAUCUCUGGUUUUAUUAUGUUUGUUUGAUGAGUUAAAAAUUAUCUCUGGUUUCAUCGUAUCUUAAUAGGUAAAAAAAAAAAAAAAAUCUGGUUUUAUUAUGGGUUUAAAAUUUAUCCCAUCUUAAAUUUAAACUACGUAUUAUAUUAAACUAUAAUUUUAUAUUUUUGGAGGGGUUUGCCUUGAGCCUUAAUUGGUGUUGUGUGGAAUGGAGCGGGUUAAACAGUUAUCUCUGCCUUUAUUGUGUUUGAUUGAUGGGUUAAAAAUUAUCUCUGGUUUUAUUAUGUUUGUUUGAUGAGUUAAAAAUUAUCUCUGGUUUCAUCGUAUCAAUAGGUUAAAAAAAAAAUAUCUGGUUUUAUUAUGGGUUUAAAAUUCAUCCCAUCUUAAAUUUAAACUGUACGUAUUAUAUUAAACUAUAAUUUUGUGUCAUCCGGCCUUAGAAUUUACCUCAACGUAGCUGUUCUCCAUAAUUCUACUCAAAGUUACGCCCAUUCUGGCAACAAUAGAUGAUUUAAUGGAGUUUUGAUGUGAUGAGCGUGGUACUGAGAGGGUUGAUUGGUAUCUGAUCCUGCUAGCGUGGAUUCAGUGCCGGGGCGUGAAAGGAUCCCGUUGUGAAGAUGUUAUUGAUGUCCACAUUCACGUCUGCUUUGGCUUCUUGCAUUUAUAUUUUCACUUUUAUUUCAUUGUAGUUUUUUUUUUUUUUAUCAUGAUUAUUAUUUGUGUAUUAUCAUGUAUUGUCAGUGUUUAAUAUCCACUUCAAAAUAAAUAGAAAGCUGAUUUCUUUUAUUUAUUUCUGAAGUGUUGAAUUCAAACAUUUAUCUUGUAUUAUUAUUAUUAUUAUUAUUAUUAUUAUUAUUAUUAUUAUUAUUAUUAUUAUUAUUAUUAUUACUCGUGCAUUUCCACUACUUUCCGCAGGUUAGAAAAAAAAGAAUGUAAAUGGUUUUAAUAGCAGACUCAAACAUUUUUUCUUUCUGUAUUUUCUGAAACAACAUUAUCUUCUGAAUAUAAUGAUGUCUUACCAGAAAAUAUCACUUAUUAUUUUCAUUUAUUGAGGAACACGAGAAACUAUCAUAACUACUCAUAAGGACGCUCAUUUGAUCAUCAGAGAGAGAGAGAGAGAGAGAGAGAGAGAGAAUCAGUCAAUUUCGAAGACUCACAAGUAUUUGUCUGUUCCACUGAAGCCUCCCAGCGGGUUCAUUUGCUUCAGUUCUCCACUUCACGCUUUCGCGCACGCACGCACGCUCUCCACUCCAUCCACGCGCUUCGCCACAUCAAGGUAUUCUGUAAAAGUGGAUUAGUAGUGAAUGGAUAAGUGGGUGUUUAGUAUUUAUCUUCUUCAUCAUCGUCUUUUCUUUCUUCUUUGUCUUUCUUCACCGUUUUUUCAUCAUCUUACUCCCUCCUCCUCCUCCUCUUCCUCCAUGGUGACCUGUCCCCGCCCCUCACCACCCAGCCCUUCACUGCCCUCUCAUAUAUAAAAAAAAAAAAGUCACUUUCUUUACAUUUACAAUUUCUUUUUCCAUUUUCUUAACGUAUAUAACUUAUUAAAAGAUAAUUUUUUUGCUCUCCUUUCCCUUCCUUUCCCAUCAUCCUCAGCGUGCCCCACCCUUUCCCAGGUUCUUCCCACAGCUUCCCUGAGUCUCUCCCCGUUUUCUCUUUGUCUCACCAUUUUCUGUCUCCCAGUCUCUUCUAGCUCUUCUUAGUCUCUCCCCGCUCUUCUCAGCCUUUCCUUCUCCCAGCCUCUUUCAGCUUUUCUCAGCCUCUCCUCGUCUCUCCCAGUCCCUCCCAGCUUCUCCCAAACCAUACCAAAUUCUCCCAGCCUCUCAUUAUGGUGCUUGUGACACACCCUGCAUGUGUACGUUUAUGUGUGCGUUACUGUGUGUGUGUGUGUGUGUGUGUGUAUAGAUGAGUGAUGAAUAUACACACUUCGUAAAUAAGACGGUUUGUAUACAUCAGCGUGUGUAUUUUAGUGGUAUAGCUAAUAUAUAUAUGCUUUGUAUCAUACGCUACUCUCAUGUUGAUGGGAAGUGUCGUACGCUGAGCGUGUGAUUCUUGUACACUGGCUGAUGGAGGGAAGGAAGGCUUUUUAUUUACUAUAUCAUUAAUUUGAGAUGUGUAUUGUUACUGUUAAAAAGGAAAUUACUUUAUUCUGGUCUGUGGUUUUUAAUGACUGGACACACACAACACACACACACACACACACACACACACACACACACAACACACACACACACACACACACACACACACACACACAUUAAUUUUUUUUCUUUCUCCUUUUACAAUUUUUCUUUUUAGUCUUUUUAAUCAACACAAUUAUAUAUUUUUCAUCAUAUCACACUUUUUUUCAUCGUCGUUCUCGAAUUUUAAAAAAAAUUAGGUAGUACAACUUUCUAAAAGAUUUUAAGGUCUUGUUUUCUUCAUAUAAUAACUUGAAAUAAGUAUUAUCUUUAAGUCAAUUUUGCUCACUUAUUAUUACUAUAUAUAACCUGUACUUCCUCUAUCGUAUAAUUCUAAUCGGACGUGUGUAUAUUUGAAUUACUUUCCUCUCGGUUUUGAAAGAGGGUCAUCCUUCUGGCGGAAAAUUCAAAUUGUGUUAAAGUUUAAGUCGACCUUUGUGAGAAUUGUUCGUGUAUUCUUGCUUGACUUUAUUAUUAAUUUCCCGCAAUAAAUCUGUUGAAUACAGGUGAAAGAAAGAAA